AUAAGCCAAUAAAGUAUUGUUUCUACUAUAAAAAUACAUUUGGGGAAGUAAACGUUUUACUAAUGAAGCCCAUUUUUUGUUAAAUUUCGAUACUCAAUUUCCCACGCUUCCUUUAUUAUAACUUGGGUCAACUAUAAUCUACUGUUCUCCAGAUCUGUGGGUCAUUUCAAAUUUAUUUGUGGUGUUAUAGUCAUAUAUCGAAGGGUCAAGAAAUGCCGCCAAAUUUAAAGGACGUCCAAAAUGACACUUACACGGGCAUACUAGAAGAAACCGAAAUAAUCGAUACGAACAAAAUCACACCAGAAAGACUAAAUGUCCAACCUAGAAAGUACAUAGUCGUUUGGCGAAACGUCAUUUUGUACAGUUUAGCUCAUAUUCUAGGGGCGUAUGGCUUGUAUUUGUGCUUUUCCAGUGCUAAAAUUGCCACAACCAUUUUUGGAUUUUUUAUUUAUAUGUUAGGCGCUUUUGGUACCACAGGAGGAGCCCAUAGACUGUGGUCUCACAGAUCCUUUAAGGCCACGUGGCAAUUACGAUUAUUUUUGAUGAUAUGCCAAACAAUAUCAGUUCAGAAUUCCAUUAUCCAAUGGGUAAGAGACCACAGGCUUCACCACAAAUAUUUAGAUACAGAUGCCGAUCCACAUUGUUACCAAAGGGGGAUGUUUUUUAGCCACGCAGGUUGGUUACUCACCAGAAAACAUCCAGAAGUUAAGAAAAAGGGCGCGUUACUAGACCUUUCUGAUCUAUAUGCUGACCCCAUCGUCAGAUGGCAACAUAAGCAUUUUAACUAUUUUGUGGUAUUAGUAGGUUUGAUAAUUCCUACCCUGAUACCAAUGUUUUUCUGGAACGAAACGUUUUUGAAUGCUUACUGCGUUAACUUUGCCAGGCUGGCCAUAGAGUUAAAUGCUACGUGGACUGUGAAUUCUAUAGCUCAUUUUAUAGGGAUGAAACCAUAUGAUAAGAAUAUGAGUCCGACCGAAACCCUCUUCGUCUCGUUUAUAGCGAUCGGUGAGGGGUGGCACAACUACCACCACGCCUUUCCAUGGGACUACAAAGCCUCAGAGUUCAAAAGUUUCAAUCUCACCCUUAGGUUCAUAGAUUUGUUUGCUAAAAUUGGUUGGGCGUAUGAUAUGAAAACCGUCUCCCCCGAGCUGGUUCGACACAGGGUGAAGAGAACAGGCGAUGGAAGUCAUCACAUCUGGGGUUGGGGGGAUAAGGAUCAAACCAGUGAAGAAGUUAACGGAGCUAUUCUUAUAAAUAAGAAAAACUGAGUAUAGUUUUGUUGUACUAAGUGUAGUUAUAUUGUGUACAGUAUCAGGUAAUAUCAUUGACGCACGUAUUAUAUCAGAUCAAUGAUGGCUUGGAAUAAAUGAAAUAAAGGUUUAAAUAAUUUUA
Anthonomus grandis grandis is the source of this 1392-nucleotide messenger RNA. Its product is annotated as acyl-CoA Delta-9 desaturase-like. Bases 213 to 1268 code for a protein of 351 amino acids. The record is from RefSeq and is a predicted model, not a curated record. The transcript is spliced from 6 exons. Gene Ontology annotation, molecular function: stearoyl-CoA 9-desaturase activity; iron ion binding. NCBI's taxonomy places the organism in Eukaryota, Metazoa, Arthropoda, Insecta, Coleoptera, Curculionidae. Gene Ontology annotation, biological process: unsaturated fatty acid biosynthetic process. Gene Ontology annotation, cellular component: endoplasmic reticulum membrane.